This is a messenger RNA of Argentina anserina (silverweed cinquefoil), 2372 nucleotides long. RefSeq names its product sister chromatid cohesion 1 protein 2. NCBI's taxonomy places the organism in Eukaryota, Viridiplantae, Streptophyta, Magnoliopsida, Rosales, Rosaceae. The record is from RefSeq and is a predicted model, not a curated record. Gene Ontology annotation, biological process: sister chromatid cohesion; replication-born double-strand break repair via sister chromatid exchange. Gene Ontology annotation, cellular component: cohesin complex. Gene Ontology annotation, molecular function: chromatin binding; protein binding. The transcript has 13 exons.
UUUCCCCUUCUCCCAAACACCGUUUUUCAUUUGCCUGCAACUCUCCAAUUUUGCAUUUUGUUUCUCUGAAACACAAACAUACUCAAAGGUCGAAACUUUGAGAGGUUCAAAGUGAAUAAAAGCAUAGCAUGUUUUACUCAAAGUGCCUCUUAUCAAGUAAAGGGCGUUUGGGCUCUAUAUGGGUUGCUGCUUAUUGUUUCAAAAGGCUCAAAAAGUCCCAGGUGACUGAAACCGACAUUUCUGCCUCUGUUGAUAAAAUUUUGGAGGAUGAUUGGGAUGUCAUCGCAUAUAGGGUACUGGCCUACCUUCUUCUUGGUGUUGUUCGAAUAUACUCAAAAAAAGUUGAAUACCUUUUCGAUGACUGCCAUGUUGUGCUAACUGAAAUCAACAAGUUUGUUGUUAGCACAAAAGAGAAGGAAGACACAGAUACGCUUCGUGCGCCUUAUGAUGCUGUUACCCUACCAGAGAGGUUUGAACUUGAUGCGUUUGACUUGGGGAUCCUUGAAGAUGUCUGUGGAGGUAAUGUAUUAUCCUACGAAGCUAUCACACUUAAAGAUUGUCCAAAGGGAAAUGCCGGACAAAUUUCCUCAGAUAUGUAUGAUUAUGAGGAAUUUGGUGCCUGCCAUGGUAUCUUUUCUGCCAAUUACAUUCCAGUCAGAGAUGUACUUUUGUCGGAUGGGAUGGAUUUGGAUAUGGAGUUAAGGGUGCCUAGUAAUGAAGACAACCCAGAUUUGAACAUGGAGAAUCCUCGAGACAGUAGGUUCUUUCAAGAAGAAACUAAUGUUUUUCAGUUAAAGGUUCCAGAUUUAGCAUUGCCUGAAGAUGGGACUGAAGGAGAAGCAAGGCACGACAAGCCUCCAGAUCUUAUGUCCGAGGAAAAGGGUUUGAACCAUGAUACAUUUUGUGGCAUUGAAGAAGAGCUAUUAAACCAAGUUGAACCAGUUGGUGAAAAUCAAGAAACUAUUGAGGAGCAAAUAAGGGCACCUGCUAUAAUCCAGUUUUCUGAUGGAAUUCAAGAAGAAGCAAGCCUGAAACCUUCCUUUCAUGUUAGAUCAUCCCGUCAUGGUCACCAAAUUAAUCAAGAGGAGAUUAAUGUGCAAUUAGCAAAUCAAAUGUAUUCACUUAGGGCUGAUGAUAGCAAUCCAAGCAAUUCCGAAACUGACGGGGAAAACCUGAAAAGUCGUACAUCUUCUCAGGAAGAGAACAUGGACCUUGAUAAGUCUCAUGACUUCAAGAAACCUCGAAAACCUGUUUUGUCAUCUGAGGAAGAGAAUAAUAAAGAUGGAGAGCCAACAAAGCUACGUGACACUAUUCGGCCGGAUAAUAUGAAUGGUCAAUUUACUGCGAGAAGAGAUUCAGAGGCUUUAGGUGUUACUACACCAAAAUUAAGGAGGGUUAUCCCCACACCAACUAUUAGGAAGGCUGCUCAAAUUUCUAGGAAAAGGAAAAGGAAAUGUACAUUUGAUGAUAUGACAGUGCUGCCUAAUGCAGUAAUCAAGCAAAGCAUAAAUGAUGCGAGUGACCUGGUAUCAAAGAGAAGAAAGGUUCCUGAAACUGCCCUUGCUGUCUGGAGAACCUGUCAGAUUAUAAACCUACCCCGAAGUUUCUUGGAACCAUCUCUACCUUGUGUCUUGGACGAGCUUAAGUCCCUCUUCCACAAAAGCAUAAUAGAAUCUGCUGAAACUGCGGAACCUCCAGCAAACCUAAAGGUGUUGGAACGUCCAAGUAAUGGAAGACCUGAAAAAGUAGAAAUUGCAUCGCGGCCGCCUGUCCUUGAGCAUAUAGAAAUUGAGCCUGGAACAUCUAUCCUUUGGGAAACAGAAAUUGCACCAGGAACCCCUGUCCUUCACUCUACAUCAAUGAAAUCAUUCAAUAGUCCAAGGAGCCCUGAAGCUCAUGAUAGGGAUAUACCUGAGCCAUCUGGAAGGAUAGAGGAAGAGCCAUUGAUGGGAAAUGAACAAGCUUACCCAUCUGAAAGUGUAGAAGUGCCAUCUUUGGACAGGGAUCAGGAGCAUGAUUUCAAUUUAUUGAAUGAGGGGUCUAAUUUAUGCGAUGAAGUUAACCCUGAACUCGAUGGGUGGUCAAAAAGAACCAGAGUGGUUGCAAGGUACUUGCAUAGACAAUUCAGCAAUUGUAAAAGUCGGGGAGAGGAAGAAGUGAACUUGCUGAAGGUUUCAGAAGGAAAAACCAAGAAAGAAAAUGCAAGGUUGUUUUAUGAGACACUGGUGUUGAAAACCAAUGGGUAUGUGGAUGUGAAACAAGAUGAAGCAUAUGGUAACAUUCUACUCCGGAAACUCGACAAAUGGGAUCAAACGUGGGGAGACGAUGGAGUCAAUAGAGACGCCUUCUAACCUAUGGUAUCAUGUGCAUAG